Coniophora puteana RWD-64-598 SS2 is the source of this 308-nucleotide messenger RNA. RefSeq lists its product as uncharacterized. Gene Ontology annotation, biological process: proton motive force-driven ATP synthesis. NCBI's taxonomy places the organism in Eukaryota, Fungi, Basidiomycota, Agaricomycetes, Boletales, Coniophoraceae. The transcript has 5 exons. Bases 26 to 214 code for a protein of 62 amino acids. Gene Ontology annotation, molecular function: proton transmembrane transporter activity. The record is from RefSeq and is a predicted model, not a curated record.
CACUCAUCCCAUACACUUCAUCCAAAUGGCUUUCCUUGGUCUCAGAAAAUGGCCCACGCCCGUCCUCCGCCCCAUGGCACCCUUCAUCGCUGCUGCCGGCAUCACCUUCUUCCUCGUCGGCAAGAUGCAGGAUAUGGGUAUCCGGUCUGAAGAGUACGCCAAAGACCCGCGCAACCCGUACGCUGCUCAAAUUGCAAAGGAGAGUCACCACUAGACAGACGCGUCGUUGGAUGUUAGACAGCUCUGGUGUUUCUGUACACUACAUUGAGAGCCCCCUACAUACACACCUUGCAAUAAACGCAUAGACU